GACCUCGCUCAAAACUACACUGACGUUGUCUUGUUAACUGAAAUCAUUCCGCUGUAUUCUCCUAUUCGUGACUCAAUUUGCUUCAAGGACCCAUCGGGAGGAUAUUGUGUAACCGAUGAUUUUAUAGCGGCACAAAAAUAUGGAUUAAAUCAAUCUUCCCUCAACCCACUCAGCAAUAUUCCUGCAUCGGUGAUUUGUACUAAUUGUAACAAGGCAAUUGUAAACACAUUUUUGAAUUAUGAAAAUAAUCAUAAUGGAGUUCUCGACCCUUUUCUGAGUACAGCCCAG
Molecule: messenger RNA, 288 nt
Organism: Acaulospora colombiana
Lineage: Eukaryota; Fungi; Glomeromycota; Glomeromycetes; Diversisporales; Acaulosporaceae
Source: the annotation of a GenBank genome assembly